AUGCUCUCCAAGGCGCAGUGUGCGCUAGCACAGUCAAGACUCGCACAUCAGGCACAAAGUGACCGUCAUACUGGGUCUGGUGUGAGAUUAAAUGGCAAAAAUGUACCUUCAACGCCAUGUGCCACGCAUAAAAGUGUCAUAAGUACGCAGGGAGCCCACAAUGGCAAGCAAACACAAGUGGGAGCGAGAUGGACCAAGUGGUUAGAUCGUGAAUCUACUGACCGGACUGUCCGUGGUUCCAACCCGACCUCUGCCUCUCGACUUCCCCUGUCCAGACUUGGGCGACCUGGCAAUAUCCCAGCCCUCGUGCCUCCUUCGUGUGGCACGCACCUAGGCGCCGAAAGGGUGCUACAGCUGAACGACUGCUGA
This is a messenger RNA of Opisthorchis viverrini, 369 nucleotides long. RefSeq lists its product as hypothetical. The transcript is spliced from 2 exons. Bases 1 to 369 code for a protein of 122 amino acids. The record is from RefSeq and is a predicted model, not a curated record. Lineage: Eukaryota; Metazoa; Platyhelminthes; Trematoda; Opisthorchiida; Opisthorchiidae.